Molecule: messenger RNA, 5279 nt
Organism: Nannospalax galili (Upper Galilee mountains blind mole rat)
Lineage: Eukaryota; Metazoa; Chordata; Mammalia; Rodentia; Spalacidae
Product: zinc finger protein 416
Exons: 4
Coding region: 162-2219 (685 amino acids)
Biological process (GO): negative regulation of transcription by RNA polymerase II
Cellular component (GO): nucleus
Molecular function (GO): DNA-binding transcription activator activity, RNA polymerase II-specific; DNA-binding transcription repressor activity, RNA polymerase II-specific; RNA polymerase II cis-regulatory region sequence-specific DNA binding
Source: RefSeq, a predicted model, not a curated record
GUUUAGUUCCUCUUGGAUAGCUUGUUGGUUAGGACCGGGAAUUGGGAUCCUAGCAAAAAGUGAAGGCAGGCGCGAGACGAAGGCUCCCACUCGUUGAAGUGACAGUUGGCAGUGGUGGCAGGACAGCCGUGCGCAGACCCCUGCUCCGUCAGCAGAGUCCAAUGGCAGCGGCCCGAAGACAUUCUCACCCUGCUCUGACUCCUAUGUCUACAGAACCACAUGUGGACUGUACACAGGGCUGUAUGACCUUUGAGGAUGUAGCUGUUUACUUCUGCCAGGAAGAGUGGGAAAUCCUGGAUGAGGCUCAGAAGCUGCUGUACCUGGAAGUGAUGCUGGAGAACUUUGCACUUAUAACCUCACUGGUUCAUUGGCAUGAAACAAGGGAUGAAGAAAAAACUUCUGCACAAAGUAUUUUGGUAGCAGAGGCACCGCAAAUCAAGACUCCACAGGCAGAUCCAUCCACACAAAAAACUUAUCCAUGUGAUAUCUGUGUCCCAGUCCUGACAGACAUUUUGCAUCUGAACGAUCUACUUGGGCAGAAACCAUACAUCAGGAUGUGUGAAAAACUCCUGGACCAGAAGCAUCACAAUGUCAAGAAUUUGUUAAAGAGAGAUGUGGAGUUGCUUAUAAAGAGCUGCAUAUUCCAUGUGUCAGGAAAUCCUUUCAUCUGUAGGAAGAUUGGAAAGGAUUUCCCAGCCAGGUGGGGUCUUCUUCAACCCCAGGCUGUUCUCAAAAGUAAGAAACAAAAAAUCAAGUGUGGCGAAUCCUUCCAUGGUAAUAAAAGUAAGUCUCAGUCAGAUGAAUAUAAAAAAUCUCCCAGCACCCAACAAAAACUUGUUCAGCACCCAAGAGCUUGCACUGAAAAACAGGAUUUUAAAUCUAGCAAAUGUGACCAAGACUUCCAAAGUAUAUAUCCACAUAGACCACACCAGAGAGAUCACACUGGAGAAAGACCUUAUGAGUGUCAUGACUGUGGAAAAUUGUUUAGCCAAAAGAAGAUACUUACUAUACACCAGAGACUUCAUACUGGAGAAAAACCAUAUAAUUGUGGUGAAUGUGGGCAGUCUUUUAGUCAGAGCUCCAACCUCAGUGAACACUGCAGAAUUCAUAGUGGAGACAGGCCCUAUGAGUGUGUGGAAUGUGGAAAAGCCUUUGGGUGCCAUUCGAGUCUUCUCCAGCACCAAAGAACACACACAGGAGGAUGGCCAUAUGAGUGUGGUGAAUGUGGAAGGUUGUUUAGACAGAUCUUCAGCCUCGUUGCACACCAGAGAAUUCAUAAUACAGAAAGGCCUUAUAAAUGUGGACAGUGUAAAAAGUCAUUUAGUCAGAAAGUCACUCUUACUGUACAUCAAAGAAUUCAUACUGGAGAAAAGCCCUAUAAUUGUGAAGAAUGUGGGAAAUCAUUUAGCCAAAGUGGUAAUCUUACCAAACAUUCCAAAAUUCACACAGGAGAAAAGCCUUAUGAGUGUGGGGAAUGUGGCGUAUGCUUUCGUCAAAGAACCACGCUCAUGACACAUCAAAGAAUUCACACUGGAGAAAAGCCCUAUAAUUGUGAAGAAUGUGGAAAAUCAUUUAGCCAAAGCUGCAAUCUUACUAAACACUCCAAAAUUCACACAGGAGAAAAGCCUUAUGAGUGUGGAGAAUGUGGUAUUUGCUUUCGUCAAAGAGUCACCCUCAAGACACACCAGAGAACCCACACUGCACAUAGCCUUUAUGAGUGUGGGGAAUGUGGUAAGUUCUUUAAACAAUACUUCUACCUCAUUAAACACCGUAGAAGUCACACUACAACAGAAUUUUAUGAGUGUGGAGAGUGUGGGAAAUCCUUUACCCAAAAAGCAACCCUUAAUAGGCACCAGAGAGUUCAUACUCCAGAAUGUCCUUAUAAAUGUGAGGCAUGUGGAAAAGCCUUUGAGUAUAAAUCCACACUUGAUCGACAUCAAAGAACUCACACUGGAGAAAGGCCUUAUGAGUGUGCCAAAUGUGGGAAACUCUUCAAGCAAAGCUACAAUCUUGUUGAACACCAGAAAAUUCACACUGGAACAAGGCCUUAUGCUUGCAAUCAGUGUGGGAAAUACUUUCGUCGGAGAGUUGGCUUAGUUAAACACCAGAAAGUUCAUACUGGAGAAAGACUUUUUAAAUGUGAUGAAUGUGGGAAAGCCUUCAGCAGAAGUAACAGCCUUACCCAACACAGCAGAAUUCAUACUAGGGAGAGACCAUAAGAGUGUUACCAGUGUGGAAAAUCGUUUCCACAAAUGUCUACUGUCAUUCAGGCAUCAGGUGGUUCACAGUGCAGGAAAGACUUUAUGAAUGUAGCAAGUGUGGAAAAUCUUUUUAUUAUUCUUUUCAUGUGUAUGAGUGUAUUGCCUGCAUGUGUAUAAGUGCACCCAUGUCAUUCAGUGCCCAUGAGGUCACAAGAAGGUGUCAGAUCCCCUGGAACUGGAGUUAUGGACGAUUGUUAGCCACUCUGUGGGUGCUAGGAAUGGAACCUGGGUCCUCUGCAAGAGCUGUCAGUGCUCUUAACUGCUGAGCCACCUCUCCAACCUAAGUGUGGAAAAUCUUUUAGACAACCCUCUAGCAUCUUUCAACACCAAAAAUGUCAGUAUGGAAAGGCCACAGAAAAAGCAAGUAUGGGAAAUCCUUCAACCCUAGGUAGCAGCACUUGGUUCCUGAAAGCCUACACUUGAAAACCCCCUUUAGACCUCUAAAGAAUGUUGUCUUUUUGCUUAUGUAGCAGACCAGAGAGCCUUCAUAAGAGACCCAACUACCAUUUAAGCCUCCACUUACGAGUAAUCAGAAGGGUGAAUUCCAGGCAUGUGUAACUUGUACUGGAGCUAUCCUGCACACUCUAGACACUUUGUCUCCCUUGCCAGUAUUAAAUAACUGCCAUAAUUUCUCAUUAAAACUCCCCUAGCAACUUGAACUGAGUGUGCCUAUCCCAUGCCCCACACAUUGUCACUUCCCCAAUCCCUACUGAAACUCAUUUUCCUAUACCUUGAAAACAACUUUAUUCCUUUUUCUCACUGAAUAUGUGUGAGAUAUAUCUUUAAAUUCUUUGCCUCACAUUUGGUUGCUGUUUACACGUUCCAAAUCCAUAGCCAAGAGCAUCCGGCCUAGUGUUGCCAGAUAUCCACUAGUUCAGAGUCAGGAUCCCUCUCCCUGUCUUGGCCUUGGAGAACCUACGUUGUUGUAUGUCAAGAACAUGGGAUAUCUGGCAAGGAAAGCUACCAAUGCCAAAUGGUCUAAGAGAGGCUAUGUGGGCUGGAACUAUCAAGGCCCUUGGGGUAGGCAUGGUCAAGCCUUUUACAGCUCAGAUGAUACCAUCCUGUAAUUCUGAUCCCAGAAAUGGAGCUACAGGAUUUAUUGUUCUCCUUGCAUGGUUUCUUGCUUUGUUCCUUUCUGUACUCCCAUCCCUCCCUUUUAAAAUAGAACUGUUUACUCCAUGCUAUUGUCUUGAAAUUAUGUAGCUUUCUUUUGGGUUUUAUGUGGCUCAUAGUUAAGAAUUUGCCUUGAGUCUCAUAAGAAACUUGGAGCUUCUGAACAGUGUUGAAACUGUUAACACUUGGAGGACUCCUGAAGUUGGACUAAAUGUAUUUUGCAUUAUAAGACGGUUGUGAGUCUUUGAAGGUCAGAUAUGGAAUGUUAGAGUUUGAAUCUGAAAUGUAUCUCAUAUUUUAAAUACUUGCUUCUCAGAUAGUACUACUACUUUGGAAAAUUGCAGAAUCUUUAGGAAGUGAGGCGUGGGUGGGAGAAGUAAGUCACUAGGAACAGAAUUUGAAGGCUAUACCCAGCCCCUAGAUCGUGCUACUCCCUCUGAUUCAUGGUCCAACAUGUGAACAGACUCUGCUGUGUGUUUCUAUUGCCAUGAACUGAAUUGUUCCUCCAUGCCUUCCCUGUUGUGAUAGACCAAAGCCCUUUGAAACUGUGAGCCCACAUAAAUCCUUCCUUAAUGUAUUUUUAUAGAUGUUUUGAUCACAGCAAUGCAAAAAUAACUAGUAUACUGGCAUGUAACACAUGCAUUAAUGUAUACAUAUUUAAGUUGUAUACAUUGAACAGCUUAUCGAUGAAGCCAUCAUGAUCUUAAUAAUGUAAUUAUUGAUCAUCAUGAUCAGAAUAAUGAAUUUUUCUUCUCUUGUAUAGUCUGUUUUCCUUGGGGUUUUAAGUGUCUAAUGAUUUGCUUUCUUUCACAAUGGUUUAGUUUGUAAUUUUUAGAAUUUUAUUUGAAUAGAAUCACAAAAUAUUUGCUUGAUUUCUGAUUAUUUUCACAUUUGAUAGUAAGUUCUAGAUUCAUUGUUCCUUAUGAAUACAUCACUGUCUCUAUUGGUAAGAAUUCUAAUCUGUGGACAUGUCACUGUCUAGUCAUCUGCUGGUGGUCACAUGGCUCAUUGCCAAUUGAAGGCUACUGAUAAAACUACAAAGAACAUAGGCGUACAGUUUUUUUUUUUUUGAAAACUGUUUUCUCUGAUACCAGUGAUUUCAGUUAAGCUCACUUUCACUUUCUAAAAACUUCAAAAUAUGUUUUAACUAGCUGUGUCCUUUGUGGUCCCAACAACAGUGUGUGUAUUUCUGUUCCUCCACAGUGGUUUCCAUGCUUUGCAUAUUCAGUCUUUUCUCAUUUCACUAUAUUAAUAAAUGUAAUGUCAUCUCACUCUGAUUGUGAUUGCAUUUUCCUGAUGUUUUGCAAUGUGUUCACUCUUUACUGUGUCAUACAGUGGUUUUACAAAGGUCUCAUAACCAGGCAUGACUGAUUAAAUCAUUGCCCAUAACUGAUUAAUUGUCCCUCCUCUUCUUUCCCUUCCCAGUGACCAAGUAUGAGGUUGACAUUAAAUCCUCCUGUCAGAUCUUGAACUUUCAGGGGGACUUGACCAUAAUGGGAGGGAUCAGAGGCUCCAGGAACAAGUUAACACAUUAGUAUAUAAAGACAUUUUAGGUUUAGAAAUAGGUAUAAGUGAGCUGCCCAAUAGAGAAGCAGUGUGGAUAAUCUAUUUUGUGUGUGUGUGUGUGUGUGUGUGCGCGCGCGCGCGCUUUUAAACCUCUUGUAGACAGAAUACUAACCUAGACCCAGUUUCUGGUAAAAAGCAGGACGGUUUUCAUGAAGCCCCCUUUGUGUGCCAUAGUAGAGACACUGAGAAUAGCUCUCACUUAACACAAUGUUGUGUAGCUUGUGUUACUCAGUGACAACUUGCAUCAUUCUCAGUGUAAGAAAUCAGGGUUUUCCGGGGGCUGGAGAGGUGGCUCAGUGGUUAAGAGCACUGACUGCUCUUGCAGAGGACCCAGGUUUG